This is a messenger RNA of Westerdykella ornata, 2937 nucleotides long. RefSeq lists its product as uncharacterized. The record is from RefSeq and is a predicted model, not a curated record. The transcript has a single exon. The coding region runs from base 1 to 2937 and encodes 978 amino acids. NCBI's taxonomy places the organism in Eukaryota, Fungi, Ascomycota, Dothideomycetes, Pleosporales, Sporormiaceae.
AUGCCGCACAUCCAAGUUACCAACCCCUUCGCUCCCGACCACACCACCCUUGUUCCUCUUACCCACCCAGGCGCCAAAAGACGAGUGAACUUCGAUACGCCGGUUGAGUCUAGGAGCCGACAAGCCACUGUUGUUGAUGCCGCGGACGAAGACAGUGUCGAGCAGAUACCCCUGGCGCAGACCAACUACACAGCAAGUGCGGGCACUGAGGCAGAGGUCCAACCGCGAAUUACGAGUCCAUUUGAGAUUCCCGACGUUUAUGCUUUGGGGCCGGCGCAGGUAGGAAAUGGUGAAGAGGAGAGGCAGGGUAAGAGAAGGAGUGUCGACUCAUUAUAUGCGGAGCCGGAGGCUGCGAAUGUGGUGAGUCAACGGGUCAGGUUUACCGAAUCGACGCUGAGGGAGGAGAAACGGAGAGAGGAUAGAUCUGAGACGUUGGGGAGAGUCGUGGCUGAUAAGCGGAGGAUGGAGGGUUCGGGGGCAACUGCAUGCGCUGCGGAUGUUCCCAAAUCCUCCACACAUAUUGGUUCAUCAUAUGCGUUCCCUGGCCAGAACUCGACGAAGGACAAGGCUUCUGAGACUAGUGCACCGCCCUUGACGUGGAAGCGUAUUCGAGCGGAAAUCCAGGAGGCACACAGGAAUGGUCCUCCAGGGGACGGCGAGGAGCUGUUGCGGGUGAUCAAUAAUUGCAAACAACUUGUCAGAAAGUAUAACCAGCGUAGGCGGGAGAAGAAGGAAGAGGGCCAGGAAGAACAGUCGUCGUUGCAAGUAAGCCAACAUGCUAAUGCCCUGCUUCAAUCUGAGGGGAAGAGCAGGGAAGGCGCAAAAGACAUCGGCAUACCAUCCACUCUGCCAGAGCAUCAAAAAGCACCACCUCGACCCAAGGCCGUUAAACCGCCUCGUUUCCUUCAAAGCGAAGAACGUAUCAGUCAACCUACAUCAUCUCGCGCGACACCAGCGCCACCACCUCCAUUCAGUGUGCCAUCGUAUACUUCCACCCAUCACCGUACAUCUAGCAGCUCUGCGUCUGUUUCACCGACGACUGUUAUUCCGCCUCAACCACGCAUCACUCCAAGGGAGUCUCCCCCACAACCAAGCGUGGAAUCAGACGCUAUACCACGAAGCCGCUCCUCUUCAGAAAGCGUGUCGCUCGCCUCAGUUUCCAUCCCACUGAGAAUCUCCCCCAGCGUUCAAUACGACGCUCAAUUCACAACCCUCAAGCUCGACAAAAACAAACCAACACUCCCAGCCCAGCCUAAGGGUAUCGGGCUGUCUGACCCCACACAAAACCAGCGCGAACAAACACAAACGCCUUCGAGACAGAAUCAGGAGACUCGUGAGACAAGGAAAGACAGGCUCAAGGAAGGCACAGCAGACGCAGAAAAGCUGCGUCUCCAAUCUCCACUCUCAUCUCACCAUCCCUUGCGCCAACACAGCCCUCGUCAUAUCUCUUUGUCAUACGCAGAACCCUCAAAACCACUACCGCCUCCCCCUCUUCCACCUCCUCCUCGUCCACUUCCUUCUCUCCCCGUCCCUCCCUCUACACCCCAUCCGCGAUCUCCCCAUCCACCCACGAAAGCAAAACCCCAAUCCAAACACCCCCAAUUCCAAUCCAAACACCACACCACCCAGUGGCUCCCGCGCCUCCCGCACCUCCCCAUCCCCUUCCACCUCCGCACCAACACUAACAAACCCCACCGAAUCAAAAAGUCCCAAAUCUCCCUUCCAGGCCCCAUGUUCACACCACACCCCCACGCCGUCAACAUCCGCGAAUCGAGCGGUGGUGUCGGAGGUGUGUAUGCGCAAACGAGUUUGAAUUGGCGGACGGAUCCGAGGAUUCGGUGGCCUGGCGCGAGUGACGCGGAGGGAAAUGUGAAUGGGAAAAGUGAGCGGGGCGUAGAUGCAGACGUGAUGAGGAUGAGGACGGGAGCGGGUGGUAAUAAGGAGACGGGGAGAGGAGUGAAGGAGAGGGAAAGGGGAGGUAGGUUUGAGAAUGGGAUGGACGGGCGUAUGGUUAGGGAGAGACCACACUUACGAGCGGAGACUUCGCGGGUGCGGAUGCGGAGUGUGGAGCCGCCAGCGAGCGAAAAGAUGUCUCGUCGACCGGUGCCUGUGGCGGAUGUGAGGAGGCCACUGAGGCAACAAGACGACAGGCAUUCAGAAUCGCACUCGCACGGGCAUUCCCUGCUCAACCUGCCCCAUCAUAUAGGUAACCCUUUUUCCCACAAAAAGACACAAUCUCACGACUCGUUACGAGAAUCCGCAGACAAGGAGAGGCAGGAGGCUAAACACAGGGAAUUGCAGGGUAAGGAGAAGCACAAAGCAAGAGAAAACGCCCGCAGCCGCCAAAGCUCCGACACAAGUUUCGCCUGCAAAGGAAUCAAUUACGUAGCGGAAUACGCCAGCCUCGCGACGAAUCCCUACGAGGAGGAGAUUCGGCAGUCGAGAGAAGCGAAGGAGUUGAGGUUGAAGCAGGCGGAUGCGGGGCUAGCGAAGAGGAGGGAAGUCAUUGAAAAGCUGAAGGGCAAGACGAAGGAUCGACAAGCGGCGGGGAUAGCGAAGGGUAAGAUCAAACUAACGAAAGAGGGAGAUGGCGAGGGGUCCGGCGACCAGCUAGACGAGAGUAGGUACGUCCAUCCGCGUCCUUUACCUUUGCCGCCCAAGCGGGUCAGUCAUAUAAGUGAGGAGGAGGAGAAGGAGGAGAAGAUUUUGUCGCCGGCACCGUUGCGCAUACGCAAGAGGAGUGGGACGCCUACAGGUCUUGCGAGGCAGCUUGUUCCUUCAGAUUCUCCGUCUCCUCCUGCCCAUCCAACUCUACCUGGCGCUGUCAUUUCUCCCGAGGAAUCUCCCCUUUCAGAGCCCUCAGCGCAAGAAGGCAAGAGGGACUCGCAGUUUUACGCCCCGUACGACUCUAUCGUUUUUGAGUAUGAAUUCAUAUGA